AUGGCUGACACUCUCGACCCCCGAAUGACCUCCGUCCAGCCACGCAUUCGCUACAAUACCAUCGGAGGCAUCAACGGCCCCCUCGUUUUCCUCGACAAUGUCAAAUUCCCCACCUACAACGAGAUCGUCUCGUUGACCCUGCCUGAUGGAACUGAGCGGUCGGGUCAAGUUCUGGAAGCUCGAGGAAACCGAGCUAUCGUCCAGGUAUUUGAGGGCACUUCAGGUAUCGAUGUUAAGAAGACCAAAGUCGAGUUCACCAACCACAGCUUGAAGCUGGGUGUCUCCGAGGACAUGCUGGGCCGUGUCUUCGAUGGUUCCGGUCGUGCUAUUGACAAGGGUCCUAAGGUGUUGGCGGAGGACUACCUAGAUAUUAACGGUCAACCUAUCAACCCAUACUCGAGAGUGUACCCCGAAGAGAUGAUUUCCACCGGUAUCUCCGCUAUCGAUACGAUGAACUCCAUUGCCCGUGGACAGAAGAUUCCCAUCUUCUCCGCUUCCGGUCUCCCUCACAACGAGAUUGCUGCUCAGAUCUGUCGCCAGGCCGGUCUGGUCAAUCGGCCGACGAAGGAUGUCCAUGACGGCCACGAGGAUAACUUCUCCAUCGUCUUCGCUGCUAUGGGUGUCAAUAUGGAGACUAGCCGUUUCUUCACUCGUGACUUCGAGGAGAACGGCAGUAUGGAGCGAGUGACACUCUUCCUGAACUUGGCCAAUGACCCGACAAUCGAACGUAUCAUUACGCCUCGUCUGGCAUUGACCACGGCUGAAUACUACGCUUACCAGUUGGAGAAGCACGUUUUGGUUAUCAUGACUGACCUGUCGGCCUACUGUGACGCUUUGCGUGAAGUCUCAGCUGCUCGAGAAGAAGUUCCGGGUCGUCGUGGUUACCCAGGUUACAUGUACACUGAUUUGUCCACCAUUUACGAACGUGCUGGGCGAGUGCAGGGCCGAAAUGGCUCCAUCACUCAGAUUCCCAUCUUGACCAUGCCUAACGACGAUAUCACACACCCUAUCCCCGAUUUGACGGGUUACAUCACGGAGGGUCAAAUCUUCAUCGACCGUCAACUGUACAACAAGGGCGUUUACCCUCCCAUCAACGUCCUACCCUCCUUGUCCCGUCUGAUGAAGUCUGCCAUUGGCAAGGGCCGUACUCGUGACGAUCACUCCGAUGUCUCCAACCAGCUAUACGCCAAGUAUGCCAUUGGACGAGAUGCCGCCGCCAUGAAAGCCGUCGUCGGAGAAGAAGCCCUCUCCUCUGAAGACAAGCUCUCCCUUGAGUUCCUCGACAAGUUCGAGCGCACCUUCAUCAACCAAUCCGCUUACGAGUCCCGCUCCAUCUUCGAGUCCCUCGACAUCGCUUGGAACCUCCUCCGCAUCUACCCACCCCACCUUCUUAACCGUAUCCCCAAGCGCGUCCUCGACGAGUUCUAUGCUCGUUCUGGCCGUAAGAUUCCUAACAAGGAUACGCGCGACAACUCGGUUCCUGAACAGGGGCAGGACCAGACCACGGAUCUUAUUGAGACUUAG
Molecule: messenger RNA, 1524 nt
Organism: Aspergillus mulundensis
Lineage: Eukaryota; Fungi; Ascomycota; Eurotiomycetes; Eurotiales; Aspergillaceae
Product: H(+)-transporting V1 sector ATPase subunit B
Exons: 9
Coding region: 1-1524 (507 amino acids)
Biological process (GO): proton transmembrane transport; ATP metabolic process
Cellular component (GO): proton-transporting V-type ATPase, V1 domain
Molecular function (GO): ATP binding; proton-transporting ATPase activity, rotational mechanism
Source: RefSeq, a predicted model, not a curated record